Molecule: messenger RNA, 660 nt
Organism: Hyaloscypha bicolor E
Lineage: Eukaryota; Fungi; Ascomycota; Leotiomycetes; Helotiales; Hyaloscyphaceae
Exons: 2
Source: RefSeq, a predicted model, not a curated record
UUUGCAAGGAAUCCCGUUUUCCUUGUGCGACAUUAUGGACUCGGCGGAGUGGUAUUAUGGAUAUUCGGGAGUGGUGCAAUCUGGCGGAUGGAAAAGCAGGUAUUAGAGAGUGAUGAGGAUAAAGUAGCAAUGGACUUCAAGGUAUCGAUCCAAAAUGAAAGUAACAUGAUAGCUGUGGCUGGCUCCAUCCUUGCUCAAAUCGCCAUAACCGCCCUUUCUUUAUCAAAUCUUAGUCAAGUGCAUUGGGUGGCACGAGCCUUCUUCACGUUCAGCUUGGUCUCGGCCAUUAUUGCAGUAUACUAUGCAAGCGAUCAGUAUCGAAUCUUGGGACGGCAUUUGAAUUGCGAGGACGUAAAGGCCUGGAUCAGAAACGAUAGACUGGCUGGGUAUGGCAUAGAUCAAUAUGGGGAGUUCAUGCCUUCACCCGCUGCUGUGUUGACCGUCUCAGCGCCAAAUAUGCUUCUGUCAGCGUCGCUAAACUCCUUCCUCCUUGGACUUGGAACAUAUCUGGCUUAUGUCUGGACUAGGCAUCUCGACACAACAGCUAGUACAAACGAUAGCCGAGCAAUUUUCAUUACAUACGUGGUUAGCCUCACAGUCUGUUACGGCAUCUAUGAGCUUUCAGGACUUGUCCUCGUGCGGCGAAGCUACAGUACUGAA